This is a messenger RNA of Paramecium sonneborni, 1749 nucleotides long. The record is from the annotation of a GenBank genome assembly. NCBI's taxonomy places the organism in Eukaryota, Ciliophora, Oligohymenophorea, Peniculida, Parameciidae.
CAAUCAUUUAAAAAUGUCAGCAAAAGAAUAUGAAGCAGAAGACGAUUUGCUAGGAUCUAUUCUAAGAAGUAAUAUUUUUAGUUAAGUUAGAUGAUGAUUACGAAGAAGUUUUUUCCAAUAAUAACAGUCCUUUAUGUAAUUAAGGAUUUGAGAGUGAUAGCAUUAUAGAGAAUGUAAAAUUGUUAUUGAAAUAAAUUAGGUUUCAUUAUCUGAAAAACAUUAUUUCGAUAGUUUUAAUAGAUCCUUCGAACAUAUGUCCUUAGGAUCUGAUUAAGCCUAAAGUCCAAUGUCUACAAAAGCAAUAUAUCCUUAGUAUCCACAUAAUAAUGUGAAAUUAUUAAGAUAAGAAGACAGAUAGAGUGUAUCGAUCAGUUUUGAUGGACAUUCAUUUUCUACUUAAGAAAGUUCAAUAAAUUAUAGAAAAAAUGGAAAUGAACAUCUUGGAUAUUAAAAUAAAUAUCAUAAUAAAUUUGUUGAUUAUUAAGUACCAUAUUCUCCAGGAGUGAUUAGACCAUAUGGAAUUUAUUAAACUGUAUAUAAUUAUUAAUAACCAUAGAAUGGAUUAAGUUUUAAUGGAUAUUAAUAAGAGAGAUUACCUCUACAUGAUAUAAAUGAUGAUAUGUAAUUGACAAAUGAUCUUGUAACAUUAUUUUUAUAUAUUUUUAUAUAGGAUAAUAUGUGUGGAAAUCAAUUAUUGUCUAGAAAAGUAUAAAAAAUAUUUGAACAUGGAAAACCUGAUCAAAAGGAAUUAAUUUUUAAUAAAGUUGAAAGAUCAUGUGUUUAAUUUUCAAAAGAUGUUUUUGGAAAUUAUGUUAUGUAAAAAAUAUUCGAAAAAGGUAUUUACAUUAUAUUAUAACAUAUUUCAGGAAAUCCAAUUCAAUAAUUAAGAUUAUUCAAUAAAAUUAGACCACAUGCUUAUGAGUUAUCUAAAAAUAAUUUUGGAUGUAGAGUUAUCUAAAAGGUUAUUGAAAUUAUUUCAAAUAAUGACAAUUUACAAAACUAAUUUAUUGAUUCAAUUAAACAUUAAAUUAAAUCAUUACUAUAUGAUUCAAGUGGCAAUUAUGUGAUUCUCAAAUGUUUAGAAGUUUUGUAGAAAGACAAAAUCGAAUUCUUUUUAUAACCAAUAGAAGAUUCUACAUUAUUUUUAUGUUCAUCUCAAUAUGGAUGUAAAAUAUUAUUAAAAACUCUUGAAUUGUUUUCUUCAAUUCAAACUGAUAAGAUAAUGAAAACAUGUUUAUCACAUUAAUAAAAUCUUUGUUAACAAGAAUUUGGUAAUCAUAUCUUGUAAUUUGCAAUAAAAAAUUCCCUUUAUCAACCUUUCGUUGUUAAUUUUGUACUCUCUAAUUUUGAAAAAUUAUGUUUAAACAAAUAUGCUAGUAAUACAGUAGAAAAGGUUGUUGAGGCAUCUACUAAUGAAGUAAAAUAGUAAAUUAUCUCUAUUCUUAUUUCUAAGUCAUAAAUAAAUGGAUUGUAUUAUUUUUAUAUAUAUUUAUUAGUAAUACAUUUGUAAACCUAUCCGUCAAUCCAUUUGGAAAUUAUGUUAUGAAGAAAAUGAUCAUUAUGUCAAAUCAUAAUAUUUUGUAACCUUUGAUAGACAUUUUGAGAUAAGAUUAAUAUCUGAUUACAGCAAUAAGAUCCUCUGAUUUUGGCUAAAGAAUCUUUUAGCUAAUCGAAAAGACCUUAUUAAUGUGCAAAUCAUGAAUAUAAUGAGAUUAUGAUGACAAUAUAAAUAUGAAUAAAAUAUUAGAC